AUGGCAGCUUAUAGUGCUGUAAUUUCUCUUCUUCAAACUCUUGACCAACGAAAUAUUCAAGAACUCUUUCAUGAUCACACUGCCAAAACGCUCGAUCCUCUUCAUGCUACUGCUCAAUAUUUUCAACAUGUCCUUGAAAAUAUUAGCAAGAGUAGUAGAUUUGACCAUGAAAAGAUCAAAUCUUUGGAGGAAAAAAUAAGAGUUGCUGUUAGUUAUGCAGAAGAUGCUGUUGAGAUGAAAAUUUCUCAAAUCAUCACAAGCUUAAGCUGGACCUUUGGAAUUUUACAACACCAUGAUUUGCUACCAGUUGUUGAAAAAAUGGAUACAACAAAGAAACAAGUGAUGGAGAUUCUUUCUCAUGAUGCUGAUCAACUUCUUGAAUUAUCCGGGAAUUCCUUGAUUGACACUUCUUCUACAAGUUAUCCAAUGUUGGAAGAUGAUAUUGUGCACGGACUUGAUGAUGACUUGGAGAUCAUAAUUAAUAGGUUGACAGGACGAUCACGGGAUCUAGAGAUUGUCACAAUAUCAGGCAUGGGUGGCAUUGGCAAAACAACACUCGCUAGGAAAGCUUAUGAUCAUCUCGCAAUCAGGUAUCAUCACUUUGACAUUCUUGCUUGGGUUACAAUAUCUCAAGAAUUUAGAGUUAGAAAUGUAUUGUUAGAAGCUUUACGUUGCAUUUCAAAGCAAGCAAUUCGUGUCAACGCAAAAGAUUAUGAUAAGAUGGAUGACUCUGAGUUAGCAGACCUAGUGCAGAAGAACCUAAAGCAUCGAAGAUACCUUGUUGUUGUUGAUGAUAUUUGGAGUACAGGUGUUUGGGAUAGUAUAAGAGGAAUAUUUCCUGAUUGCAACAAUAAAAGUCGAAUUUUACUGACUACUAGGGAAACUGAGGUAGCGAUAUAUGCAAAUACUAGUAUCCCUCAUAAGAUGAACCUCUUGAGUUUAGCUAACGGUUGGAAGUUACUUUGUGACAAGGUUUUUGGACCAAAACAUGAUUAUCCUCCUGAAUUGGAAGAAAUUGGAAAGGAAAUAGUAGGAAAAUGCCAAGGACUACCCUUAACAAUUUUAGUGAUUGCGGGACAUCUUUCUAAAAUGACUAGGACAUUAGAAGGUUGGAAGGAUGUUGCCCAAAACUUAAGUGAAAUUAUUGCUAGUCAUCCAGAUAAAUGCUUAGGAGUGCUCGGUUUGAGUUACCACCACUUGCCUAAUCGCCUCAAACCUUGUUUUCUAUCUAUGAGUGGUUUCCCAGAGGAUUUUCAGAUUGAAUCUUGUAUAUUGAUCCAAUUAUGGAUUGCAGAAGGUUUCAUAAGGAUGUCUGCUGGAAAUUGUAGAAGUUUGGAGGAAGUGGCGAUAGAUUAUUUGGAGGACCUUAUUAGCAGGAACUUGAUACAGGUUAGAAAAAGGAGAUUUAAUGGUGAGACAAAAGCAUGUGGAAUACAUGAUCUACUGCGUGAGUUAUGUUUGAUAGAAGCUGAAAUGACGAACCAUAUGCAUGUUCAGAGAACUCACCCUACUCUACCAACACAAAAGCAUAAUGCUCGUCGUUUCAGUUUUCAAACUGAGUUUUAUUCAGAUGAUGAUUGUUGGAAACUAUUACCCCCUUUUUCCAGAUCUAUAUACUUAAUUUCUCAAUUGAAUCUACCUUUUCCAAAUCAUAUUAAGCUUCUCGGGAUCUUGCCCAUCCCCCGCUUUUUUCUCGUUUCAACACAACAUGGUGAAUUUCUCUCUCGUUUCAACCUACUCAGGGUAUUGGUCAUCUUCAAUAUAGAUGUAAAUGUAGAUGCAGAGUUCCCGUCAUUUCCACUUGUGAUUACAAAGUUAUUUCAUUUGAGAUUUCUCCAAUUUCCAUUUAACGGCAAUAUGCCUGAGUCAAUCUCAGAGCUUCAGAAUUUGCAAACUCUAAUUUGUAAUGGUUAUACUUCUUUACCUGGGAAGAUAUGGAUGAUGAAGAACUUGAGAUAUAUACGUCUGGAGGGACCCUCUUAUUUACCUAGCCCUAGAAUAGAAAGACUUGUGACAGGGAUGCAAAAUCUAGAGGAACUUUCUAAUGUCUGCUACGACAGUUGUACAAAGGAAGUCUUUUCUGGCAUUCCCAAUAUAAAGAGAUUGAUCAUUCGUGUACCUUUUCUCUGUAAGUACUAUUCACCUAAUCGGCUCAUUGAUAUGUCCAUCUUGAGAAAACUCGAAGCACUCAAGUUUUUAAAGAAAUUACCUUGGAGUGGCCGAGUCAUCAUUAGUGUUAGAAGUGUUCCAACAUCACUUAAGAGGUUGAGUUUAAGCAAGUGUAAUCAUUUUGUUUGGGCAGACAUAUCAUCAACUGUUAUGAUGUUGCCAAAUCUUGAAGAGCUCAAACUUAAACUUUGUCGAAUCUUGAAUGAUGAAUGGAGAUUGAGUGAUGAAGACAAGUUCAAAAGCUUGAAGUUGUUGUUACUGAGCCACCUAAAUCUUGAGCGGUUGGAAGCGAGGAGUGAUAACUUCCCAAAUCUAAAACGCCUUGUUCUGAAGAUGUGUUACAGGUUGCAAGAAAUUCCAACAGAUUUUGGGGAAAUUUCUACUUUGGAAUCGAUUGAGUUACAUGAUUGCACCGCUACCGCUGAGGAUUCUGCAAGAGAAAUUGUACAAGAACAAGAAGACAUGGGAAAUAAUUCCCUUAAGGUCUACAUCCAUAACAGCCCCGGGGAAUGA
This is a messenger RNA of Solanum verrucosum, 2682 nucleotides long. RefSeq names its product putative late blight resistance protein homolog R1A-10. NCBI's taxonomy places the organism in Eukaryota, Viridiplantae, Streptophyta, Magnoliopsida, Solanales, Solanaceae. Gene Ontology annotation, biological process: defense response to other organism. Gene Ontology annotation, molecular function: ADP binding. The transcript has 6 exons. The record is from RefSeq and is a predicted model, not a curated record. Bases 1 to 2682 code for a protein of 893 amino acids.